AUGCUGAGACCAGCGACUCACGCGGGUGCGUGGUACACGAACGAUGGCGGCAGACUCAGAACCCAAAUCGCCAAAUACUUUUCUGCCGCGGCCAAAAUCACUUCCCCAGUGGCUGGCGCCAGAAUCCUUGUGGGGCCUCACGCGGGCUACGCCUACCUGGGCCCUAGGCUUGCUGAAACGUUUGCUGCGUGGGAUACUAGUAAAGUGCGCAGGGUGUUUGUCUUGGGGCCCUCGCACCAUGUAUACUUUCGCCAGAAGGCCAUGGUCUCGCGGUACUCUAGCUAUGAUACUCCCUUGGGGCCUUUGCCUGUGGACACUGAGGUGUGCGCCAAGUUGUGCGCGGGAGGCCUGGCGGCGCCAUUUGGGUAUAUGCUGCUGGAGGUGGACGACGAUGAACAUCUGUUUGAGAUGCACGCACCGUUUAUUGCUUAUAGGGCGCAAGAGGAUGGCGUAGACGUGAAGAUAGUGCCUAUUAUGGUUAGUGGGCUCAGUCCUGCGUUGCGGGAGAAAAUAGUAGAGGCGCUAGCGCCGUAUAUGGAGAAGGAAGAAAAUACGUUUGUGGUGCUGUCUGACUUUUGUCACUGGGGCCGCCGGUUUGGCUAUACAGAGUAUGUUCCAGGGGAAGACUUGGACGAGUGCGAUGAGUAUAGCGAUAAGCGGGCGCGGGCGCCUGGGGCGAAUGCUAUUUGGCAGAGCAUUGAGUUUUUGGACCGCCUGGCGAUGGCUGUGGCCCAGAAAGGGUCUGCUGAUGCGUGGGACGAGUACAUUGAGGCUACGGGGAAUACCAUUUGUGGCCAGAAACCGUUGGGUAUAGUGUUGAGGUUGUUAGAAAAGACUGGCGGUGGUAGUAGCGGCAGCGGUGGUGGCUUCAAAUGGUUAGGUUACUCCCAGAGCUCGCAGGUCUUGAAACUGAACGAUUCCAGUGUUUCCUAUGCGUCCGGGUACGUUGCCGUUUAG
Molecule: messenger RNA, 957 nt
Organism: Candidozyma haemuli
Lineage: Eukaryota; Fungi; Ascomycota; Pichiomycetes; Serinales; Metschnikowiaceae
Exons: 1
Coding region: 1-957 (318 amino acids)
Source: RefSeq, a predicted model, not a curated record